Molecule: messenger RNA, 3105 nt
Organism: Uncinocarpus reesii 1704
Lineage: Eukaryota; Fungi; Ascomycota; Eurotiomycetes; Onygenales; Onygenaceae
Product: AMP deaminase 2
Exons: 4
Coding region: 1-3105 (1034 amino acids)
Biological process (GO): IMP salvage; AMP metabolic process
Cellular component (GO): cytosol
Molecular function (GO): AMP deaminase activity
Source: RefSeq, a predicted model, not a curated record
AUGGCCCCUCCUCACUUGGACGCGUCCGAUGUUGAUGAGACGAAUAACGGAACCUCAACACCACCGGCUCACAGUCCCUUCGACCCUGCGGGCAACGGCGCCGAACACUCUGACGAAAGCAUGGACGGCCCUUCAAGCGAGAAUGACCCUUCAAACAGCGUGACUUCGCCCAUCCUGCCGCGCGACCGACAGCGACGAACGGCCACCUACGAUUAUGCGUACGAGAAAUCCGUGAGCCAUGCCGAAGCCAAAUUGUUCUACCAGCGCCACCAGCUGGCCUAUCGCCCUGCCGACGGAGAAUUACCCCAGAGCCCUCCUUUACUCCCCAGAUCGUCGACGAUACCCGUAUCCAAUGCUGUGGAAUAUGACUCUCCUACCCGAACCGCGAGCACCGCAUCGCGUCUGAGCAGCCAAGGUCACAUCCUCCCACCGCCUAGUCAAUAUGCGAUCUCGGUGCCGCUCGCGACAAAUGUGCCCCGGAGUGAAAGUAUAGCUGCAGCAGACCAGUCUGCACGUAGUCAUGCACUGCACCCCGCUCCGCCCCAUGAAGCUGAAUCGCGUUUACUCUCUUCGCAGGGAAUACAUGGUGCUGGCGCCGGAUUUGGGGUUGGUCAAAGGAGCCGGAGGAGACUGGGCGAUAACCCAAGGGAUGAACCAGGCUGGAAUGUUUACCCUCCGCCUCCAGAGCCGGCUUGGGGAGAACUUGGGGAGCCAACGGGCGCCAAUAGCAUGUCGAAUAGUAUGGUGAUGCCUCCCAAGAAUACCGGGCCUGAAAAUGAUAGUGGUCCAACUCAAGUCCGCAAAAAGAGGAAGCCAGGGCAAAACAUCGGUGAGGAUUUUGAUAUGGGCGAUCUCUUGCCAUUGCCAGAAUCGUCAUCUAUGACAUUCAAAUUGGAUGAUACUAGUGUUUAUCAAGUAUACGAGUCUGCCGAAGCCCGUGAAUUGAAUCAACCGACCGUCCAAGUCCCUUCGCUGAGAGAUUUUUAUAUGGAUUUGGACGCCACCCUCGAUGUUUCAACAGACGGUCCCAUCAAGUCCUUCGCUUUCAAGCGGCUUUCAUAUUUGGAAGGGAAGUUUCAACUUCAUGCGCUGUUGAACGAGUAUCAAGAGAUAGCUGACAGCAAGAAAGUCCCGCACAGGGACUUUUACAAUGUCCGAAAGGUGGACACUCACGUUCACCAUUCAGCUUGCAUGAAUCAGAAGCACCUUCUGCGGUUCAUCAAAAGUAAAAUGAAGAAAUCACCUGAUGAAGUUGUAUUGUUUAGAGAUGGAAAGCAUCUGACCUUGCGGGAGGUCUUCGAAAGUAUUAAUCUCACAGCCUACGAUUUGAGCAUUGAUACCCUUGACAUGCACGCCCACACCGAUAGUUUCCAUCGUUUUGACAAGUUCAACCUCAAAUAUAAUCCUAUCGGAGAAUCCCGUCUACGAGAGAUCUUCCUCAAAACAGAUAACUAUAUAAAAGGCCGAUACCUGGCUGAAAUUACUAAAGAAGUCAUUGCCGAUCUGGAGUCGAGCAAGUAUCAGAUGGCCGAAUGGCGCAUCUCUAUAUACGGCCGCUCUAUGGAUGAAUGGGAUAAGCUCGCCGCCUGGGUUGUUGAUAAUAGAUUGUUUUCGCCCAAUAUCCGAUGGUUGAUACAAGUUCCACGUCUCUACGAUGUCUACAAGUCAAAUGGCAUCAUUGAUAAUUUCGAGGCCAUUAUAAAGAAUGUCUUCCAACCGCUGUUCGAAGUGACCCAAGAUCCAAAUAGCCAUCCAAAAUUGCAUAUCUUCUUACAGCGAGUUGUUGGUUUUGACAGCGUUGACGACGAAAGCAAAGCUGAGCGUCGACUAUACCGGAAAUUCCCUAUUCCUAAACAAUGGGACACCAAACAGAACCCACCGUACAGCUACUGGAUAUAUUUCAUGUUUGCGAACAUGGCAUCAUUGAAUCACUGGCGGAAACAGCGUGGUUUCAAUACCUUUGUAUUGCGACCUCACUGUGGUGAGGCGGGUGAUCCUGAUCAUCUUGCAUCCGCGUUCCUUUGCUGUUCAGGCAUCAGCCACGGCAUCCUGCUUCGCAAAGUCCCUUUGCUGCAAUAUUUGUUCUAUCUUGAUCAGGUUGGGAUUGCCAUGUCCCCGUUGAGCAACAAUGCUCUGUUCCUGACCUAUGAGAGGAAUCCUUUUGCCACAUUUUUUAGGCGAGGCCUAAAUGUGUCGCUGUCCACUGACGACCCACUGCAGUUUGCUUUUACCAAAGAGCCAUUGAUUGAAGAGUACGCUGUCGCUGCGCAGAUAUACAAAUUUAGCGCGGUGGAUAUGUGUGAACUGGCCAAACAUUCUGUGGACCAGAGUGGAUUUGAGCUAUCUCUGAAGCAGAGAUGGCUGGGUCAAAACUGCCAUCUGCCUGGAGUAGUGGGCAAUAACAUGGCCAAGACCAACGUCCCUGAUAUUAGGGAGGCAUUUAGAUAUGAGACUCUACUUGGAGAACUUGGCCUGAUUGAGCGAUACGCAUUGAGUUCAGUUACUCAACCGCAGACACCAAAGACUGCAGCGCUCAAUAAACAAUGGCAGAAUACGCAGGCUGCGUCCCCGACUUUAUCUGGCAAAGUUGGCUCUCUGGGGGGUGCUGGGCCGUCAGGCGUAUCACUUCCCUCCUUAACAUCGAACCAGGGCGGGUAUGGACCGGCAGGUAAUGCAUCAUCCCCGAACUUUCUAACAAAUUCUGCGCGGCUCCCAACCAGCAUACCCUUUUCAGAGUAUCCGCAGAAUAGCAAUAUUCAAUCGGCACCACAGCAGCAGCAGGGCUGGGAUGCGACACUGCCAUGGGUGACGCCUAUCCCUUUGGCACAUGCGCAGAACGCGUCCAUUCCGCAAGAGGUGCCCUCACCAUCCACGUUGACUACGCCUCUAAUAGAUCAGAGAAUUUUUCCCGGAAUAGUGCAUGCGCGGGUGAGACGGAGCAGUAGCUUGCACAAUGCUGAUAAUGUUGCGGGGGUCGAUGAUAUGGAAAGCAAGUCGCCAGAGGCGGAGGGAAGCGGGAUUGAUGGUGAUGCUGACGAUAGCCCUCAUUUUGAGGACAAGCAGCCGACGUGGGGGAGAGUGGAAGAUCAUGAUGACGACGAUUAA